Molecule: messenger RNA, 495 nt
Organism: Nomascus leucogenys (northern white-cheeked gibbon)
Lineage: Eukaryota; Metazoa; Chordata; Mammalia; Primates; Hylobatidae
Source: RefSeq, a predicted model, not a curated record
AUGAGACAAGAGGUAGAGGUGACAGGUAGAGGUAGCCACGAGCUGGUAAUUACAGACGAGAGAUGGGGAGUAUGUGGGGGCUCAUUAUCCUGCAUAGUCUAGCUUUAUGUAUCUUUGAACUUUUCCAAAAAAAAAAAAAAAAAAAAGUAUACGUGGCCUGGUCCUACCAGAGACUCACGCAAUGCCAGCCUCCAGCCAGGGAGAGCUAAGUUUGCAUUUUCACAUGCAUCUCACACUCCUCUGCACCCUCAACUUGGAGAGCUCCAAACAGGGAAACCCCAAGCCUUGCUGGCUUCUGCCAACCUGAGCAGAAGCAUGGGUCCCCAUGAUCACCACGUCACCACCCUCAUCCUGAUCUCGCUGGAGACUCCCUUUCCUGGUCUGCUAAGUAGCGGGUGCUUUUCCUUGACACUGAGGCUACCGCUAGACCACAGUCCGCUUGGCAACGGGCAUCUUCCCAGACACUGGUGUUACCGCUAGACCAGGGAGCCCUCU